Molecule: messenger RNA, 1600 nt
Organism: Vicia villosa (hairy vetch)
Lineage: Eukaryota; Viridiplantae; Streptophyta; Magnoliopsida; Fabales; Fabaceae
Product: RGG repeats nuclear RNA binding protein A-like
Exons: 7
Coding region: 199-1341 (380 amino acids)
Cellular component (GO): nucleus; cytoplasm
Molecular function (GO): RNA binding
Source: RefSeq, a predicted model, not a curated record
UUCACUCUCUUCUUCUUCUUCCCUUACUACUGCGGCUAGGGUUUUACACUCUCUUCUUCAAACCUCUCUCUAAUCCUUUCAUAUCCUCUCGAUCUGUAAUUCAUAUUAUGGAUUUUCACUGUUAGUCUUUAUUAUCAAACCAAAAUUCAAAAACAAAGAGAAUAAUAAGGGUUUGUUGUUGUUGUGAAUUUUUCCAAAAUGGCGACAAUUAACCCUUUUGAUUUGUUGGGUGACGAUGCUGAAGAUCCUUCACAGUUGAUUGCUGCUGAACAACUCAAAGCCGCGGCUGCAGCCGCCGCCGCUCCCAAAAAGGGUUCCGAACAAGGCAAACAAGCUGCUCCCAAAAAGGCUGCUGUUUUGCCUUCCAAACCACUUCCUCCUUCUCAGGCUGUGAGAGAGGCAAGAAAUGAACCAUCUCGUGGUGGCCGUGGAGGCGGGCGAGGAUUUGGAGGAGGAUAUGGACGUGGUCGUGGUGGUGGCGGCUUUGGACGUGACUUUUCCAAUGACGAUAACUCCAACUCCUCUUCACUGCCUGCUCCUCCGGCUAAUCAAGGUUCUUUUGAAGGAGAUACUGGGAAUCCAUCUGAAAGGCGUGGUUAUGGUGCUCCUCGUGCUCCCUACCGUGCUGGUGGAGGCGGUGGUCGUCGUGGAGGAUUUAGCAACGGCGAGGCUGGUGAAGAAGGACGUCCACGAAGGACAUUUGAUCGCCACAGUGGGACUGGACGAGGUGGCGGAUUCAAACGUGAAGGUGCUGGACGUGGAAAUUGGGGAACUCAGUCGGAUGAAAUUGCUCAGGUGACUGACGAAGUUGCUAAUGAAACUGAAAAGAAUGUGACUGAGGAGAAGCCUGCUGGCGAAGAAGACGCAGCCGCUGAAGGAAACAAAGAAACACCCGCUAAUGAAGCGGAAGAAAAGGAGCCUGAGGACAAGGAAAUGACUCUAGAAGAAUAUGAGAAAGUGUUGGAAGAGAAAAGGAAAGCCCUGCAGGCACUUAAGGUUGAGAGCAGAAAGGUGGACACUAAAGAGUUUGAAUCCAUGAAGCCUCUUUCAUGCAAGAAAGAAAAUGACGAGAUCUUUGCUAAACUGGGAUCUGACAAGGACAAACGCAAAGACGCCUUUGAGAAGGAGAAGGCAAAGAAGGCUCUGAGCAUCAAUGAGUUUCUGAAACCUGCUGAAGGAGAGAAGUAUUACAACCCAGGUGGGCGCGGUGGUCGCGGACGUGGUGGACGCGGUGGUUCAAGGGGAGGAGGAGGAGGUUAUGGUGGAAAUGCCUACGGCAAUGUGCCAGCCCCAUCUAUUGAGGAUCCUGGUCAAUUCCCAACUUUAGGUGGUGGCAAGUGAGAUAAUAUUUCAGAACCAUUUCCCCUAUCCCUUUAUUUACCUUCAAUUUUGGGUUCUCUUAUUUGAACUUGUUAAGACAAAGACAUGUUUUGGUAAUUGGAUUUUAAUAUUAUGAGUUAGAAGAAUCUUUAUUUAUCUUUUUUUGGAUGUAUAUUUAGGUUGUUCUUCAUUAGGAGGUCCUUGUUACCUUUGUAACAUUUACUCUAAUGUUUUGAUGUGUUUUGACAUUCUAGGGGUUAUAUUGAGUUAAAUGUUUUCA